This is a messenger RNA of Ananas comosus (pineapple), 3005 nucleotides long. Its product is annotated as WD repeat-containing protein 44-like. The record is from RefSeq and is a predicted model, not a curated record. Lineage: Eukaryota; Viridiplantae; Streptophyta; Magnoliopsida; Poales; Bromeliaceae. The transcript has 7 exons. Gene Ontology annotation, molecular function: protein binding. The coding region runs from base 170 to 2713 and encodes 847 amino acids.
UUAAAAGGCAGUCGAAGCACGCCAUUGGAGAUCAAGGGAGAGAGAGAGAGAGAGAGAGAGAGAGACCCCUCGAGUCCUCGACCCUUCAACGAACUCAACUCACGGAUAGGGCUCCGAUCCCACUCGCUCUCGUCUCCUCCCUACUUGGGAUCCGCAUGCGCCUUGCACCAUGAGGAGCUCUGCGGCGGAGCUCGCGAUGGCCGCGGCGUCGGCGGCGGCGGUGGCGGCGGAGGAGGAGGAGGAGUUCUACGAGUCGCUGGAUCGGAUCCUCUCCUCCUCUUGCUCCUCCACCUCCGCCUCCGACGACGAGGCCGAGCACCACCACCACCGCCGCCGCCGCCGCUCCUCCCACCACAUCCCUCUGCCGCCGCCCGCCGCCGCCGCCGCCGCGGCGCCCUUCGACGUAUGGAUCUCCGAGCCCUCCUCCGUCGAGGAGCGCCGCCGCCGCCUCCUCCAGCAGAUGGGCCUCGCCGGCGACCCCGCUCUCUCCCGCGAUAGGGCCGCCGCCGCCCUGUCGAGCCCCUACGCGGAGGAGCCCUGCGGCCGAGAUCGCGAGCCCUCGCCGUCCCCUCCGACGCUUCCCGUGGCGAGGGAGCCGGAGAUGUGGAGGUCCGUUUCGUGGGUCGAAUCGCCGCCCAAUCCCCCGAGCCCCUUCCCCGUCGCCAACGCCGUGGCGCGAUCCAGAUCCGACGGCUCAGUGGUUCCCGAUCUCGUGAGUACGCCUCUUCCCUCCGCCCCAAGUAAGCCGCCUCUCUGCUUUAGAUCUCACAACAAUGUCGAAAACGACGCCGAGGACGGCGAUCGCCACCAGUACCGGAUCAAGAACCUUGACGACGGAACUGAGUUCGAGGUAAAGGAGUUCCGCGAGGACGGGAUGUGGAACAAGGUCCGGGAGGUCGGCACGGGCCGGCAGCUCACAAUGGAGGAGUUCGAGAUGUGCGUCGGCCGCUCUCCGAUCGUCCAAGAGCUUAUGCGGCGGCAGAAUGUCGAAGACUCCAGCAGCGGCAGUGGCGGUGGCACCGACCCUGCCGGCGAUUCGAAGCCCCGCUCGGUGCCCUCCGGCGGGGGGAGACCUAAGAAGAAGGGUAACAAUUGGCUGCGUAGCAUCAAGCACAUGGCGGGCAAUGUGGUGGCCGGCCGGCACCACCACAGUCGCCGCCACAGCCGCAGCGGCGAUGAGAAGGACACAUCGUCCGAGAAGGGAGGGAGGAGGCUGAGCUCGGCCACCGAUGACAGCCUGGACGGCUCGCGCCCUCCACAAAGCGGGCCGGAGAGGAUAAGGAUCCGGCAGUACGGGAAGUCCUAUAAGGAUCUCACCGGUGUAUUCAUGAGCCAGGAGAUACAAGCGCAUGGCGGGUCAAUUUGGAGCAUCAAGUUUAGUUUGGACGGGCGAUAUCUGGCGAGUGCUGGGGAUGAUUGUGUUAUUCAUGUGUGGGAGGUUUCCGAGUCGGAGCAGAAAGGGGAGGUGUUGGGGGAAUGGGCAGUCGGGGAGAAUGGGAGUUGUUAUCCUUUCUUGGCUGCAAUUGGUAAUGGAUCGCCGGAAAUGGCAUUGCCUCCGAGUUGUAUUGAGGGUGCCUAUGGAGACAAGAAGAGAAGAGCAAAGGUUCCAAGCAGCCGAAAAUCUGUUAAUUCAGACCAUUUGAUAGUGCCGGAACACAUAUUUAUGUUUGCGGAAAAGCCUUUUUGCUCUUUCCGGGGCCAUGGCGAUGAUGUUCUCGAUCUCUCAUGGUCCAAAUCUCAGUGUUUGCUUUCAUCUUCAAUGGACAAAACUGUUAGGCUGUGGCAUAUAUCAAGCAGUACUUGUUUAAAAACAUUCACACACAGUGACUACGUGACCUGUAUCCAGUUCAACCCUGUAGAUGAUAGAUUUUUUAUUAGUGGAUCGCUAGAUGAAAAGGUCCGUAUUUGGAGUAUUCCAGAUCGUAAAGUUGUUGACUGGAAUGAUCUUCAUGAAAUGGUCACUGCUGCUUGUUAUACCCCCGAUGGAAAGGGUGCAUUGGUGGGUUCACACAAGGGGAGUUGCCACUUGUUUGAUACUUCUGAGAACAAGCUACAUUACAAGAGUCAAUUGAAUUUGCGAAUCAAGAAAAAGAAGUCCAGCCACAAAAAGAUCACAGGCUUCCAGUUUGCUCCAGGAAGCUCCUCGGAAGUUCUUAUUACUUCUGCAGAUUCAAGAAUUCGUGUUGUCAAUGGUGCUGAACUAGUUCACAAAUUCAAAGGUUUCCGCAACACGAGUAGCCAAAUCUCGGCCUCCCUAGCACCAAAUGGAAAGUACGUGAUCUGCGCGAGCGAGGACUCCCAUGUCUAUAUCUGGAGAUACGACGAUAACUCUCAGCCGAGUAAAACCAAAGGUGUUGUUAAUGUCACCCACUCUUACGAGCACUUCCACUGCCAGGGCGUGACCGUGGCGGUGACGUGGCCUGGCAUCGGCAAUGGAGGAUUACUUAGAGCUCAGAGCAGCAGCCGGAAUGAUCCAGGUGGAGCAGCAAAAGCCAACCAAGAGGCGCUUUUGGAAAAUAGUGAAAGCCCUUCUGCGACCUGGCCCGAGGAGAAGCUGCUGGCCAACAAAUGCGGCGGUCAAAGCUCUCCCGAGCUUUCAGGUGAGGCGGCGGAGAUGCAACGGAUGUCGGCUUGGGGAAUGGUGAUUGUGACUGCAGGCCAUGGAGGCGGGAUCAGAGUGUUCCAGAAUUUCGGCUUUCCGGUUCAUGUAUAAAAAGGGGCAAAUACACGGAUUCUCUCUGGUUUUUAUUAACCUUUUUUUUCCCCCCUUUUUCUGUAUAGAUGGAUUGUUUGGUGAGGAUUGUACUAUUCUUUGAGUUUUGUUUCAUUUCGAGAUUUCUUCGAGCAGGGUCGGACUAAAGAUCCACACAUUGUUUCGGAUACGGGAGGUCUCUGUGUAAGUAUGAUAUCGCCGCGGUUAAACCCUUUUUAAUCUUUUCUAUACUUGGCUUCAUUUGCGUAGAUGUGGAAGAAAAAUUCAUUUGUAAUGUGGGAGUAAAUUUCUA